Messenger RNA from Diaporthe batatas, 1191 nucleotides. RefSeq lists its product as uncharacterized. The transcript has a single exon. NCBI's taxonomy places the organism in Eukaryota, Fungi, Ascomycota, Sordariomycetes, Diaporthales, Diaporthaceae. Gene Ontology annotation, molecular function: alpha-L-arabinofuranosidase activity. The coding region runs from base 208 to 1191 and encodes 327 amino acids. The record is from RefSeq and is a predicted model, not a curated record. Gene Ontology annotation, biological process: L-arabinose metabolic process.
CCGGUCCCGCCGUUCAUAUUGGAGCACACGAUUAUGCUUGGGUCCACGACCACAUGUGCAGACAAGUAGGCCUAGUAUAUAAUGCCUGAGAGAUACAAAAGGCAUGGGAGAGACAUCAUCCAGCCAUGCUUGGUUCGGAAUUGACUAUUUUGGACCUCUUCACCCUUCUUCCCCUUGUAUACUGAACCAGAACCCGUCACUGCCAGGAUGAGACUUUCCGAGACAAUUUUGGGCGGACUGCUGGCUUCGUCGGCAGCCGCUGCACCUGCGGCCGCUGCGCCUCGUGCCUGUUCUCUUCCCACGACGUACAAAUGGACAUCGACUGGGUCUUUGGCAAAUCCGAAGUCGGGAUGGGCCUCACUCAAGGACUUCACACACGUCACCUACAAUGGCAAGAACCUCGUCUACGGCUCAUUCCACGACACCGGAUCGACAUGGGGGUCCAUGAACUUCGGAACAUUCACCAACUGGGCUGACAUGGCCUCCGCGAGCCAAAACACCAUGUCGUCAAGCGCAGUCGCGCCGACACUCUUCUACUUCGCCCCAAAGAGCGUCUGGGUGCUUGCCCACCAGUGGGGGGCGACGACCUUCUCAUAUCGAACGUCGAGCGAUCCUACAAACGCAAACGGGUGGUCCGCAUCCCAACCGCUCUUCACUGGCACCAUCAGCGGCAGCAGCACGGGUGCCAUCGACCAGACGGUCAUCGGCGACAGCUCCAACAUGUACCUCUUCUUCGCAGGCGACAAUGGAAAGAUCUAUCGCGCCAGCAUGCCCAUCGGAAACUUCCCAGGCAGCUUCGGCACGGCCUCAACGGUCAUCCUUAGCGAUACGACCAACAACCUCUUCGAGGCGGUCCAGGUGUACACCAUCACGAGCAACCAGUACCUCAUGAUCGUCGAGUCCAUCGGCGCCAACGGCCGCUACUUCCGCUCCUACACGGCCACCAGCCUCGGCGGCUCCUGGACGCCACAAGCCACAAGCGAGAGCAGCCCCUUCGCCGGCAAGGCCAACAGCGGUGCCACCUGGACCAACGACAUCAGCCACGGUGACAUUAUCCGCAGCAAUCCCGAUCAGACAAUGACGAUAGAUCCGUGCAAUUUGCAGUUGCUGUACCAAGGACGGUCUCCUAGCUCUGGGGGUGAUUAUAAUCUGUUGCCUUACAGGCCUGGCGUGCUGACCCUAUCGAAGUAG